ACUGACGGUAUCAUCUCGUGAACGCGCAAGAGCAGCAAUGGCCGCUUUGGGUCGGCGAAAUCCUAAUCUCGACGAUUUUGUCGGAUUAAACUGGAGUUGCUGGGUUGAUAGGGUGAAUAUUUUACCAUCUGACGCUGGGUCUAAUGCUGAAGACAGCAGCAAGUAUGGGAGGAACCGCUGUGAGACCAUGACCCUCAGGAAAGAAGAUAUGCACAUAUUUGGCCAAUGCCCAGCACACGAUGAGAUCUAUCUAGUGGUGUGCAGCCACUGUGGGCAGGUGGUGAAGCCUCAAGCCUUUGAGAAGCACUGUGAGAGGCGCCAUGGUCCUCUCACUAAAAUGUGUGGCCAGUCAUCUGCUUUGGCCCCACAGCAGCGACCUCGCCCUGGUCGCUCUCCUUCGAAUCUGUCCUCUAGAGAGAAGCAGAGGGAUGGUAGAUGUCAUGAAGCCAGUGCAGCAUUACCUGUCCAGCAGCACAGGCCCACCAAGGCCCAGAAGGAGGCAGUGAGUUUUCCUUUAGUGGAGAAGUUCCCUCAGGAGAACCCUCCUCUCCCACACCACUCCUCCACCACGCCUCGUCCCAGGGUUCCUCCGUGGUACUCAGGACCCCUCCCCCCUGGCCACUGUUCCUCCUCCACUUCUCCAUUAGACAGACCGUCUGCACAAAAGCCCACAACUGGGCCGUCCAGUGAGUCUCUCAGUCCUCUGCGGGGAAUGAGAACCUACAGCCGGAUUUACAAAAACAUUGACAAGAAAGAAUGUGACCUGAACAAACACUGCGGAGUUCUGGAUCCAGAAAGGAAGAAGCUGUGCAGCCAGGAGCUUAUAUGCAAUACUGAUUCCAUCCACCAGCAGCAGAAAGCUUUGGGAAGGACUAAGACCUUUGAUCAGUUGGCAGUGGAACAGAGAACAACCCCAACAGGUCGAGAUGUGGAGCAGUCUCUUGUCAAAUCAAAAGACAAAGGGCAACAUUUGGAAGCUUUUGCAGAGAAAAAAAUGACUCAGGGCAAUAAAUACAACUUCAGCAGAAACCGUUACAUUGUCAGCAGGACCAGGGAUCCAUCACAAAGCUUUCCAGAGGAUGAAGCCGACAGCACAGUGGAAGUGGAGGUACAGCCUCCCUAUCCCUUUAACCAGAGCUUGCUGUCAAGCGAGGAGAGUGAAGACGAUGAUGAGCAGCAGGAGGAAGCCACAGACCUGCCUGCCACACCCUGGCACCCAAAACCUCUUGGGCUAUGCACUUUUGGAUGCCACACAUUGGGUUGCAGCAUCUUCACCUUCGACCGGCGUUGGCACCACCUUCGGUUUGCCCUCAGUGCCAUGUUGGAGCAUCAUGUCAGCACACACUUGUGGACGAAAAUACCUCAAGUAUCAUCAGGUCUCAGGUCACAUCAGGGCACACCUCCAACUGUAGGAUCCCCUGUCAGGACUGGGUGCAGACCCUCUAAAUCCACUGGCUCCCUCAGUCUUGAGUCUACCUCACUGGGACAACUGGAAACCAAAAGCAGUCAGCACAAUGCUCACAGUACCAAACCACCUUCUUCCACCACUUCUGCGAGCCUUGGGUCUGGCCAGCGACGCAACCUUGUUGGGCGAGCCAGCAAGGCUCGGCCGAGGAAGGUGGAACUUAUGCAAGAAGCAAGCGCAGCACAGAAAGCUGCCAAGCUGUCACACAGCGGUGAGGACAAAUCCUCAAAGUACAUCAGGGAUCCCCCCCUCCAUGAGAAGGACCAGCCGCACGUCCCCCCCUCUCAAGAGCCAGUAAAUGGUACCUUCUCAAACGGAAAGAAGCCAUGUCCUCCUCUCCAUCGCUCCCCCCGCAGCAGAGGGAAGCCCCCAGGGAUCCAGCAGAAGGUGAUGGGCUAUGACAACAGAGGUCUUGCCCAAAAACGCAAAGGCAGCAAUGAGUCACCGCCUCUCAGCUCCUCACUAUCCAAAACCUCCAAGUGUCAGCGCUUGUCCUCCCCUUCCCGCUCCAGCCUCCUCGCCUGGAAGAGAGAGAACGGGGAUGUGCUUGUUUGGGGCCUGGAGAAAAGAUCCGACUCCUAAAGAGUGAGUACACCUGCUAGCAAUGGCAUGCAAGAAGAUCCAUGCCAUCGAUGUAUUUUGAUGAUGUAGAUCUAUGCUUUUAAGCUUAAAAAGACACAAAUGUUCUUGAUCUGAUUGUGCGUUUUUUUUUUUUACCAACGAAUGCAUUUGUAGGUGACAAUUGUUGUUUACCUCAUCUUCACAGCCAAUAAAGAGGCCAGCCUUAAAAAGACCAAUUGGAGAAGAUGCCUGCUGCAGGCUGCUGCCAGCAUAGUGUGUGUGUGUGUGUGUGUGUGUGUGUGUGUGUGUGUGUGUGUGUGUGUGUGUGUGUGUGUGUGUGUGUGUGUGUGUGUGUGUGUGUGUUUCUGUCCACAUUUGUUUGUGUCUUCACAUUUUUAUGCACAGACAUCAGGAACAAAUAUUUGUCUGCAUAUUAUUGCAUGUGUAUUUUUUCAAAAUGUCUAUUUUUCUACGUGAUUAAAUGUUUCAGUUUAUUAUUUGUGUAAGAAUAUAAGAAUACCUCAAUCUAUUCAUCAUGCUGCUAAAAUGAAAAUUCAUGGCAAAACAAUAAACAAUUCUUGAAUCUUA
Messenger RNA from Dicentrarchus labrax (European seabass), 2614 nucleotides. RefSeq names its product ataxin 7-like 2b (gene atxn7l2b). The transcript is spliced from 9 exons. The coding region runs from base 38 to 2047 and encodes 669 amino acids. NCBI's taxonomy places the organism in Eukaryota, Metazoa, Chordata, Actinopteri, Moronidae. The record is from RefSeq and is a predicted model, not a curated record.